Molecule: messenger RNA, 3122 nt
Organism: Zingiber officinale
Lineage: Eukaryota; Viridiplantae; Streptophyta; Magnoliopsida; Zingiberales; Zingiberaceae
Product: serine/threonine-protein kinase CLA4-like
Exons: 13
Coding region: 566-2782 (738 amino acids)
Biological process (GO): protein phosphorylation
Molecular function (GO): ATP binding; protein kinase activity
Source: RefSeq, a predicted model, not a curated record
CUUUUCGCUUCAACUUUCAUCAAUAUUAAUAUCAUCCAAAACGCAGAGUUUGCCGUAACAUGAAGCAGUGGAAAUGGAGCGACAAACCUCGCCGCAAGCUGCGACUGAAGUCGGUAGUCGUUUCCCGAGACAAAGAUUGCAGCUUUGGAGCUCAUCCAAAGGGCAACUUCUCCAAAGCCGCAAAUUUUCGCAGCAAUCUUAUAAGGAGGAGGUGAUUGAAGGGAAGAAAGAGGGAGAGAUUGAGAUGCACACGGAAGUGGGCGCUCAUAAGAAACGAGGCAUCAUCGAUCCAGAAAAACAGUUUUUUUUCCCCAGAAAAAUCGCCUUCUACCAGAAAAGGGCGAAGCAACGAAUUUGAGCAGGAAAUCGGUACCUUUACGAGGAUCGUGAGGAAAGCCCUUUCGUUCUGCGAAGGUGCGUUUUUUUGAUUCAUCAAGAUUGUGUAUUUUAGCAGAGAAGCAGCUGUCGAUCGAACAACCAGCGAACCCCCUCUCCUUGACCUAAGGGGGCACCUUGGUGUCUCUUUUACCAGAAACCUAACUUUCUAGCUGCCCCUCGAGGGUUAAUGGAGAUCCCACCGGACGAUUUGCUGAAGAAGAUUCAGGAACUGGAGACGGGGCAUGCUCAACUGAAGCAAGAGAUAUCGAAGCUGAUGCCGGCGAAUGCUGGUGGCAUGCGCCUACCCGACCGCGGCCGGUCACACUCCCUGUCGCCGCUGCGGGUGAGGCCCCCGAUACAGAGGAAGAACAGCGGAGACCGAGGCGUUGAUGUAUCGGCGUGGAGGAGGGGUUUAGCUUCCGUUGGGCUUUCUUCAGGGUUGCACCAGGAGAGCCCGAGGACGAUUUGCUCCGCCAUUUCCUUUUCUGAGAGGCAGUAUCUGAACAUUUUGCAAUCCAUGGGGCAGUCUGUCCACAUAUUUGAUCUUGAGGGCACGAUAAUCUAUUGGAAUUGUUCGGCAGAAAAUCUAUAUGGUUAUUCUUCAUCUGAAGCUCUAGGAAAGCAUGCAUUUGAGCUUCUUAUCGAUGCCUGCGAUUUCAACAUUGCCGGUAAUAUCAUGCAGCGGAUAGUCGUUGGGGAGAGCUGGACAGGGAAGUUUCCUGUGAAGAACAAGUUAGGAGAACGUUUUGUAGCUAUUGCCUCCAACACUCCCUUCUAUGACGAUGAUGGUAGUUUGAUUGGCAUCAUUGUCGUCUCGAGCGACUUAAGGUCCUUUCAGGAUGAUACAUCUCCUCCACCGCCGUUUGCCAAAUCACAAGCCUCUGAAUGGAACAAUGCAGGUGCUGUGCAUGAGCAUGGUUCUGAUCCUCAACAACCCAUCCAAGUUGCUAUUGCAUCCAAGAUCACAAACCUUGCCAGUAAAGUAGCAUGCAAAGUUCGUUCUCGGAUAAAGCCAAGCGAGCACAUGGAACGCGUAAACAGAGCUACAGAUGGUCAGCGCCCUGAUCUUGCCUUAGACCAUAAAGAGGAAGGUGGUUCUAGUGGAUUUAGCACACCAAAAAAUGAUGUACCUUGUACCUUUAGCACACAAUCUGCUACAAUAGAGGAAAAGUUUCCUGCCGAAACAAGCAAAAUAAAUCGUUAUGAAGAUGAAGGAAAGGCAUGCAUUUUCAAGAUCAUAAGCAAGACGGAGGCAUUACUCGUCAAUAAGCGUAUAUCAUGGCCUUGGAAAGGGCAAGAGUGUGAUGACAAUGAAGCAAAGAAUCACUGGCUUCAUGGUGACCAAGAAAAUGACAAGCAUAAUCCAAAAUCAUCUGAAUAUGUUAGAAAAGCAGAAAAUCAAGUGACUGAAAACAACUGGACAGGCAGCGACGAUGUUUCAGGGUCGUGUUCCUCCCAUAAUGCGAACAGCAUGAAUAGCAGCGGAAGCACUAUGAGUAGCAAUGAAGUUCAGAGGGUGGAUGCUGACUGCUUAGAUUAUGAGAUCUUAUGGGAAGAUCUCAUAAUUGGAGAACAGAUAGGUCAAGGUUCGUGUGGAACUGUGUAUCAUGCUCUGUGGUAUGGCUCGGACAUUGCAGUAAAAGUAUUCCCAAAGCAGGAAUAUUCGGAUGAAGUGAUACUUUCCUUUAGAGAAGAGGUUUCACUCAUGAAGAGGCUACGACAUCCAAACAUACUGCUUUUUAUGGGUGCAGUCACUUCUCCUAAUUGCCUUUGCAUUGUAACUGAAUUCCUUCCACGUGGGAGUUUGUACCGCUUGUUGCAAAGAAGCACAACGCGGUUGGACUGGAGAAAGCGAAUCCUCAUGGCUCUUGAUAUUGCAAAGGGAAUGAACUAUCUUCAUCGCUGCAACCCUCCGAUCGUCCAUCGCGAUUUGAAGUCAUCAAAUUUGUUGGUUGACAAGAAUUGGACUGUCAAGGUUGGUGAUUUUGGACUAUCACGCUUGAAGCAUGAAACGUAUUUGACCACCAAAUCGGGGAAAGGAACGCCUCAAUGGAUGGCUCCAGAAGUUCUUCGAAAUGAACCUUCAGACGAGAAGUCAGAUGUCUAUGGCUAUGGCGUGAUAUUGUGGGAGCUGGCCACCGAAAAAAUUCCUUGGUAUAAUCUAAAUUCCAUGCAGGUCAUUGCAGCAGUAGGGUUCAUGAAUCAGAGGCUAGAAAUACCGAAAGACUUGGACCAGCGAUGGGUGUCUAUUAUCGAGAGUUGUUGGCUUGAGCCAAAACUCCGGCCGACUUUCCAAGAACUUAUUGAACGACUGAAAGAAUUGCAGCGACAACAUUCCGUCCAGAGUCCACCUGCAUCCAGGGAUAUUGCUCACAGCUCUCAGGAGUGGAACGGGGUGGAGUGAACUGUGACAGAAUUCCCACACUGUGUGAAUCAAACCUUUGUGCAAAUCCAAUAAAAGGCUCUUUAAAGGAGCAGCUAGCUUAUCGAUCACAGGGUUUUAUCUGCUUAUCGAUCUUUUGCUCGAAAGAUGUUGUCGUCUGUCGUGUUAUUGAUUAGUAUGCCGGCGCAAGGUUGGAUAGCCUUGAGGCUUUAUGGAAAAAUGGUGGUGUUUAUGUUGAGAGCUCAGCUUGGGAUAUGUUGUUACUAUGUGUAAUAGUAGAAUAUUCAAAUUUUAUAAAAGGAAGAAAAACUAUGUAACCUGAAGUUUUGAUAGAGUUCAAAUUUUUUUUUAGGGGGGAUAA